AUGGAACAGACUUUCUAUAUAAUAUAUUAUUCUCUGUCAAGCCCCUUCGGUCUUUAUAUCAUGUAUCAUUCAGAUCUCUGGUUCUUCAAAACAAAACCAAUGUAUGAAACAUAUCCAGACUUAAAUAAUCCAUACUGGUUCAAAAUAUUUUAUCUUGGUCAAGCAGCAUUCUGGGCUCAACAAGCAUGUGUCCUUGCGCUACAAUUGGAAAAACCAAGAAAGGAUCACAAAGAAAUGAUCUACCAUCAUAUUGUGACACUUUUGUUAGUAUGGUCGUCAUAUGUCUUCCAUUUCACAAAGAUGGGACUACCCAUUUAUAUUACCAUGGAUGUGUCAGAUUUAUUGUUUGCCUUAUCAAAAGAUCUUAAUUAUAUAGAUUCUCCAUUGACACCAUAUGCAUUCACAAUAUUUGUUUGCUCCUGGGUUUAUCUUCGUCACUAUGUUAACAUAAAGAUUCUUUGGUCUGUUCUCACUGAAUUCAGAAUCGUGGGUGAUUACACCUUAAAUUUUGCUACACAACAGUACAAAUGCUGGAUAUCGCUACCUAUUGUUUUCACCUUGAUUGGUGCAUUACAGUUGGUACAAUUGUAUUGGUUUUUCUUAAUUUUGAAAGUACUUUACAGAAUACUCACAAUGAAUAACUAUGUUGACAUUAGAAGUGAUGUAGAAAAGGAUUCAAAUAGUGAUUCAGAAUCCAGCUCCGAAAUCAGUUUUGAAGACAAUGAAAUGAAUGACGAGAAAAAAUGA
Arxiozyma heterogenica is the source of this 747-nucleotide messenger RNA. RefSeq lists its product as uncharacterized. Gene Ontology annotation, cellular component: membrane. The transcript has a single exon. Lineage: Eukaryota; Fungi; Ascomycota; Saccharomycetes; Saccharomycetales; Saccharomycetaceae. Gene Ontology annotation, biological process: ceramide biosynthetic process. Bases 1 to 747 code for a protein of 248 amino acids. Gene Ontology annotation, molecular function: sphingosine N-acyltransferase activity. The record is from RefSeq and is a predicted model, not a curated record.